Messenger RNA from Prosopis cineraria, 1002 nucleotides. Its product is annotated as RING-H2 finger protein ATL80-like. The coding region runs from base 119 to 781 and encodes 220 amino acids. The record is from RefSeq and is a predicted model, not a curated record. The transcript has a single exon. Lineage: Eukaryota; Viridiplantae; Streptophyta; Magnoliopsida; Fabales; Fabaceae.
UCGCCUUUCCCUUCAGUCCCCGACUAUAAAAUACCCUCUUGUCUUCGCCAAAGAGCUUUCCUACAACACUCCACUAUUUCCCCUUUACUCUCCGAUUUCUCGGUCACGCCAGUUUCCCAUGACUCGUAUUCUCAAAUCCGUGGACAACUCCACCUCCGUUGCCGCCGCCGCCACCAUCGCCGCGGCGGCGCCACCUCCUGAGGCCGUGGCUUUGGAAUCAGACUUCGUGGUAAUCCUCGCGUCUCUGCUUUGUGCUCUCAUAUGCACCGUCGCCCUCAUAGCCGUCUGCCGCUGCACCUGGUUCAGACGCGGCGGAUCCGGACCCGGCGGCGGAACUCCUGGACAGUCCCUUGCGAAUAAAGGUCUGAAGAAGAAGGUGCUCCGAUCCAUGCCGAAAUUCACUUACAUUGACAGUAAUUCCGAGAAGUGGCUGGCCACUUCGGAGUGCGCGAUUUGCUUGGCCGAGUUCGUCGGAGCCGACGAGAUCCGAGUUCUUCCGCAGUGUGGCCACGGUUUCCAUGCGGCGUGCAUAGACACGUGGCUUGGGUCCCACUCUUCGUGCCCUUCGUGUCGGCAGAUUCUUGCUCUACCUCCGAGGUGUCGGAGGUGUGGCCUUUACCCGGCUGUUCGCGGCGGAGAAGCCAACACGAUUGGUGGCGGUGAACCGGAGCACAAGUCCCGGCAUGACGAUAAUGCCACUACUGCUAUUAAUGACGAUUAUGUUAAUAGCUCUACGAGCGAGCAUCAAGGGCCAAGAGACAAUAAUGGAUUCCUUCCAUAAAUAAAUAAAAAAACUGGUAUUGUUUUCCUUAAUGUAGUAGUAGAAUUCUUCUUUCUCAGUCCUUUUUUUGGUUUUUUAAUGUUCAUGUUUCAAAUUUUUAAUCUUCCAAAUCAUCUACUGUUUCAUGCGGUUUAAAUGAUUGGAGUGUGGUCCAUGUAAAUCAAAUAAGGACAAAAGAAAAUUACAGAUUUUCUAUUCACGGACGAUGUAUAUUCUUAAAA